Thunnus maccoyii (southern bluefin tuna) is the source of this 2113-nucleotide messenger RNA. RefSeq names its product putative zinc finger protein 286B. NCBI's taxonomy places the organism in Eukaryota, Metazoa, Chordata, Actinopteri, Scombriformes, Scombridae. The record is from RefSeq and is a predicted model, not a curated record. Bases 95 to 1969 code for a protein of 624 amino acids. The transcript has 8 exons. Gene Ontology annotation, biological process: regulation of transcription by RNA polymerase II. Gene Ontology annotation, molecular function: DNA-binding transcription factor activity; RNA polymerase II cis-regulatory region sequence-specific DNA binding.
CAUCCGCUUCACCCGGAAGUUGUAGCUAAUUGUAUUUCUUUGAAAGAUGAAUGCGAAAGUGGUACUUUGUCCAUUUUCUAGGCGUUUUUAAAGUAUGAAAAUGGCGUGGAAGAGCAAAGGUUCUCCUCUUCCUUUGGCCUCCUUACAUCUUCUGGUUCCUCCAGUGAGGCUCAUGUCUGCUUUCAUGUGGCAGAUAAUGCAGCAGCACAGCGUGACGCAGUACGACCAGUUGGUGGACUUCAUCAGUCUGGUGACAGAGUCCGUCCCGGAGCUCCUGAGUCUCGGUCAGAGAGCUCAGCUCAUGCUGGGCCUGAGAGCAAGGGUGGUUCUGGAGUUGUGUCGUGGUGACGGCCUCGCCAACCUGCAGACCAUCCAGACCCACCUGGAUAAAAUCCAUGAACUGAGCUCCACUGAUCAGCUGGCCUGUGCUGAUAUACUGAAGAGCUCAUACACCAACUUUGCCAAUCUGGUUCAGAAGUUGUUGAGUGUUCCCUUUGAAAAGGAGUCAUUCUUCCAAGAGGUGUUCCCUGCGACCUACGGCUCUUCCUACGACCAAAAACUGCAGCAGCUGAUGUCUGAGUUCCUGUCCAGGCUGGAGCAGCUGCUGCCCAUACCAGACCUGCAACAGACAACAGCUUGGCUCACUGAAACAACAUCGGCGACAAAAGAAUUUGGACUGCAUCUGUCUGAACCCUUGGCACUGAAGACUCUCCUGCUUCAUCACAGACAGCUGGGAACUCUUAGCUCUGAUGAGGAGAUCCUUCUUCCCACGCUGGCCCUCCGUGCUCAAACUGAAGUGGAGAAGUACACGGAGCCCAAUAGUGAGGAUGAUGAUUAUGACAAUGAGGUGGAGAGACUGGUGUAUGAGGAUUUAGAAGAAGACUCAAGUCAAAGCUCAGAUGUCUCCACAGAUGACUGGUCGCCAAAAAAGAAAUCAGGUCAUCUGUCACAUCUAUUCAUCUGCCCUCAGUGUUCUUUCACUCACCGCACAAAGAGGAAGGUCCAAGAGCACAUCCAGAGCGAGCACCAAAAAACUGCUCUCAUUAAAGAAAAGGAAUCAGUGAAAAAAACCAGAGCAAAGACUCGGCAAAAAAGUAAAGACUUGAUCGCUGAUGAGAAGAAAGCAGACGGCAACUCGGAGAAAAAGAGGGAACGCAAACAAAAAGACGGUCUAGAAAAAAAGAGGGAACGCAAACAGAAGAAGGACAACUUGGAAAACAAGGAGCGACGCAGACGGAAAGAGCCCACGGGGGAAGACAAAAGGUUUCUGAGCACGCGACAGGUGAGCAAAAACUUCACCGAGGAAGAAACCAAAUGCUCGACGUGCAAAAAGGUUUUUGAACAUCCGAAUCAGCUCAAAACCCACAUGAGGCUCCACACAUUCCCGUUCCGCUGCAGCCAGUGCGAGAAGGGAUUCACCAGCCCGUCAGGCUUUUAUCAGCACCAGAGACUCCAUAAGAAAGGGCGAAUAUUUAUCUGCAGCCAGUGCAACAAGGGAUUCCUGUGCAACUAUUCACUCAAGCAGCACGAACGCUUGCACGAAGGCCCCUCCAACCUGUGCACCAUCUGCGGGAAAAGCUUCAGCAAAGCGGGCAUCACAAGACACAUGCAGAUGCACAAAGGGGAGAAGAAUUACUUGUGCACCACCUGCGGCAAGUCGUUUCUGUCUUCAGGAGAGCUGCUGCUGCACACGCGCUCUCACACGGGCGAGAUGCCGUACACCUGCACCCACUGCGGGAAGGGUUUCUCCAGCAAGAGCCACCUGAAUGUUCACACGCGCUCUCACACGGGGGAGCGUCCGUACCUGUGCUCAGAGUGCCCGAAGCGUUUCCUCACGCUUAACUGCCUGAAGAGACACACGCUCAGCCACAACGGAGUGAAACCGUUUAAGUGUCCAAACUGCGAGAGAGAAUUCUCCCAGCAGGGGAAUUUAAAAAGACAUCUGGCAACUCAUAAACCUGAUACGUAAUGUUUGGUUUUUUAUUGUUGUGUCAUGCAACUGGCAGGAAUCAUGUAGUCGUUUGUAAUACCUGGACAAGUUCUUUGAAAACCUGAGAAAAACCUAAAUUAAUUUUAAUCGCAGUAACACAAAUAAACAUCCAUGUUUAUAAAA